AAAAAAAAAAAUAAGCCCAGAGUGUCAUUUUCAAUUUUCUAGCAACCAUAUUUAAAAAGUGAAAUUAUUUUUAACUCACCAUAUCCAAAAUAUUCCAACAUGUACUCAAUAUAUGCAAAUUAUUAGUGAGAUCUGAAAUUAUUCUUUUUCAUGCUAAGAAUUCAGAACUCACUGUGUAUCCAGUUAUAGCAUAUCUCAAUUUGGAUGCUAACUUUUCAUCAGGAAUACUUGAUCUGUAUUUAGGUUUUAUAAAAUGUGCAGUUGAAAAACACAAAUUCAUAUCCAAGUUGUUCCAAAGAUACUUAAACAUAGUAAAGUUUUUCAGUAACUGAAUUGAAUAUCAAGUUUGAAAAAAUAAAACCCAGUUCCUUAGUCAUGCUAACCUCGUUUCAGAUGCUCAAAGGGUCCGUGCAUCUAGUGCUGCUGUCCUGGACACAGCGGCUCCAAGUGAUCUGCUUUUACACGCUUCCUGGUCCGACUAGACAUAAUCCUCCCAUUAGUAACUAAAGUAUUGGCCAAUACAUUUCUCCCAGGCAGACAUUAAACAUUCACAGUACUCUGUGGCCAUGUUUAACUUGGGAGCAAGUAGUGGCAAAACCUCCUAUAGAAAAACAUGACCACACCUCAUUCGUGCCUUUGUUGAGCUAAGCAAAAUGCUUUAGAUCAAAAAUUGCCCGGAAUUACUUACUUUCAUUGUAAUCUCUCCUCCAGGCCUUUGUGUGUUUUGAUAGAGUUCGUUUGAAUUGGCUCAAUAAAUCAUUUUGUUUGCUGCAGAAUUCCCAAAGGAGAACAUUCAGAUCCAUAUACAUGAGAUUCCUGCUGCGUUUAGCCAUACAUUUACCAGACUUGUGGGGCCGUUUAUUCCCAGUGAAAGCUCAAGUGCAGCCCUCAGGGAGGUUUACAGCUGACCUUGUUGUGACAUGCAGAUGAGGUAGUUGAGUUUAGAAUUUGGAACGGGGAUGGGUACUGGUCUUCACAGUUAACACAACCUGGAGUUGCCCAUGCCAUACUGUGUCCUUUUAAGUCAGUAAAUUGAGCUAAGUCGGUUAUUUGGCAAGCAGUUCGUGUAAAAAACUACAUGGCUAAGAUGUACGUGUUGGAUAAUUCCAAGCCUAACUUGGCAUUGCAACCAGGAGCUUCUGCAUCCCUCGCUUCCAAAGAGAACCAGUGAAACAUCUUUUUGUUCUUGCAGGUUCUUAUUGAUUGACCACAAGCAGAUCUUCCACCCUCGGAUCUCUAACUACAAAAGGAACCACUGGCUCAAUGACCUGUAAGGGUCAUUUCAGCACAUCCAUUCUGUCCAUCUCCAAGCCUUCACCAUAGGGAAGAACUUUUGCUCUCAGUCACCUCUCAGAGAGCUCUCUUUAUAGCUGAAGGUCCCUCUCAUGAGUUACAUCAAGAGUAACCUAGAAUUAUACCAGCAGUACACAGCCAUGGCCCCCAAGCUACUGGCCCGCAUCUCCAAACUCCUCAUGAUCUGCCAGAAUGCAGGCAUUUCUAUACCAAAGGGCAUCAGAAACAUCUUUGAGUUCACUUGGGAAGAGCUCAUCAGUGACCCUUCAGUGCCUACCCCGUCCGACAUCUUGGGCCUGGAGGUCAGCUUUGGAGCCCCCCUGGUGGUGCUCAUGGAACCCACCUUUGUGCAGGUCCCCACACUGAAGAAGCCACUACCUCCACCACCACCAGCACCACCAUAUCCAGUGCUGCUGGCAACCACUGCCAAGCGCUCCACCCUCACUCCCACCAUGGCCCGUCAGGAGCGCGCCCAGCAGGAGACCCUGAACAGGUUUCAGCAGCAGUCCAUCCACCUGCUGACGGAGCUCCUCAAACUGAAGAUGAAGGCCAUGGUGGAGUCUAUGUCGGUGGGUGCCAACCCCUUGGACAUCACCAGGCGCUUUGUGGAGGCCAGCCAGCUCCUCCACCUCAAUGCCAAGGAGAUGGCCUUCAACUGCCUGAUCGGCACAGCUGGGAGAAGUGGCUACAGCAGCGGACAGUUGUGGAAAGAGUCCCUCGCAAACAUAUCCGCCAUUGGGGUGAACUCGCCUUACCAGCUGAUCUACCACUCUUCCACAGCCUGUCUGAGCUUUUCCCUCUCUACUGGAAAAGAAGCCAAGAAGAAAAUAGGAAAAUCUAGAACUAUAGAAGAUGUCAGCAUGCCGCCCCCGCAUCGAGGAGUGGGAACCCCUGCCAACAGCCUAGAGUUCAGCGACCCCUGCCCUGAGGCCCGGGAGAAGCUGCAGGAGUUGUGUCGCCACAUAGAAGCCGAAAGGGCCACGUGGAAAGGGAGGAAUAUCUCCUACCCCAUGAUCUUACGAAACUACAAGGCAAAGAUGCCCUCUCAUCUAAUGAUGGCCCGCAAAGGAGACUCUCAGACCCCGGGUUUACAUUACCCUCCCACCGCAAGUGCUCAGACUCUCACCCCCACACCUCACCCAUCAUCCGCCAACCAUCUCGUCAGUCGGCAUUGUCAAGAGGGGAAGGCGCCCAAGAAGGCCUUCAAGUUUCAUUACACCUUCUAUGACGGCUCCUCCUUUGUUUACUAUCCCUCUGGAAACAUCGCUAUAUGUCAGAUCCCCACAUGCUGCAGAGGGAGAACCAUCACUUGCCUCUUUAAUGACAUACCUGGCUUCUCCUUGCUGGCCCUAUUCAAUGCUGAAGGUCAGGGCUGUGUUCACUACAACCUAAAAACCAGUUGCCCAUAUGUAUUAAUCUUGGAUGAGGAAGGUGGGACCACCAAUGACCCGCAGGGCUAUGUAGUCCACAAAUGGAGCUGGACUUCCAGGACGGAGACUCUGCUUUCCCUGGAAUACAAGGUGAAUGAGGAAAUGAAGCUAAAGGUGCUGGGACAGGACUCCAUCACGGUCACCUUCACCUCCCUGAAUGAGACAGUAACACUUGCUGUGUCGGCAAACAACUGUCCUCAUGGAAUGGCAUAUGAAAAACGGCUGAACCGCAGAAUCAGCAACAUGGACGACAAGGUGCAUAAGAUGAACCGAGCCCUGGCUGAGAUCAAGAAGCGGUUUCAGAAGACAGUGACUCAGUUCAUUAACUCUGUCUUGCUGGCCGCAGGUCUGUUUACCAUUGAAUAUCCCACCAAAAAGGAGGAGGCAGAAUUUGUUCGGUUCAAGAUGAAAUCUGGAACUCAUCCCGAGCGGCUCCCCAAGCUAAGUUUAUACUCAGGAGAAAAUCUUUUACGAUCUCCGUCAGGCCAACUGGAAUCCUCAAUUGCAGAGAGUUUGAAGGAUGAGCCUGAGUCUGCUUCUGUGAGCCCAGUUCGGAAGAAGACCACCAAAAUCCACACCAAAGCCAAGGUCACAUCCAGAGGGAAGGCCCGCGAGGGACGCAGCCCCACCAGGUGGGCGGCCUCGCCCUCAGACUGCCCACUGGUGCUGCGGAAGCUCAUGCUUAAGGAAGACGCCCGUGCUGGCUGCAGGUGCCUGGUGAAGGCCCCCCUGGUCUCUGACGUGGAGCUGGAGCGCUUCCUGCUGGCGCCCCGAGACCCCAGCCAGGUGCUGGUAUUUGGAAUCAUCUCAAGCCAGAACUACACCAGCACUGGGCAGCUCCAGUGGCUGCUGAACACGCUCUACAGCCACCAGCAGCGGGGCCGCGGCUCCCCAUGCAUCCAGUGCCGGUAUGACUCCUACCGCCUGCUGCAGUAUGACCUGGACAGCCCCCUGCAGGAGGACCCUCCCCUGAUGGUGAAGAAGAACUCUGUGGUGCAGGGGAUGAUUCUGAUGUUUGCCGGGGGAAAGCUCCUUUUUGGGGGCCGUGUUUUGAAUGGAUAUGGCCUCAGCAAGCAGAAUCUGCUGAAACAGAUCUUCCGGUCUCAACAGGAUUGCAAGAUGGGCUACUUCCUGCCGGACGACUACAAAUUCAAUGUUCCCAGCUCUGUCCUGAGCCUGGAGGAUUCUGAAUCAGCCAAGAAAGCCGAGUCAGAAGAUAUCCAAGGAAGCAGCUCCUCAUUGGCCCUGGAAGACUAUGUGGAGAAGGAGUUACCUCUGGAGGCUGAGAAGGCAAGAGAGCCUGAAGUGGAGCUACAUCCUCUCAGGAGGAACAGCAAGGUAACCAGCGGGAAGAAGCAGGCCUCCAAGAAGUAGUGCCAUCCUGGCGGCAGCCAAGUGAGCCAGGCCCCGGACCGGGGUGCUGGGGCUUCCUGCCAGCCCAGCCCUGCCUCCCCGGUCUCCCACCCCGUCCUCCAAGCCUCUGUAAUAAACCAGCGGACCUCCAGCAUCGGGGUGAGGCUCUGGGGAAGGACAGACCCAGCUCAGUCUGUCUGCUGUGAGGCCCCCAACAGACUUGUUCCAGGUCAAGUCGUUGGAAACUCGGUUUCCCCGAUACAGAGCUUCCUCUGUGGCCAGUUAAGUCAGCUGAGGCCCUCCCACGCUCAAGGAAAGAAAUGUUUCCCUCCAAGGGGUAGCUCCAGGAUAGGUGACCCAGUAACGCCCGGGAUGCUCAGAUGGGACUGAACUGGGUCUCCUACGCUUCCUGGGUGGGGGAGGCUCAGUCUAUAGCCUAGGUGGAAAACACAGCAAGAACAGAACAGUGAAGAGGCAGAGAGAAAGGUCAAGGACAGGGAAGAAGAGACAAAGGGAGAAAUGAGAGGAGGAGCAAGGAGACAGAGGAAGACACAAGUGAGCGGGCAAGGGAGAGGGUAAGAAAGAAGAUGGAGGAGGGAGGAGAGAGGAAGAGUAGGACGAAUAAACAAGGAGGGAGGAGGAAGGGGAGGGGAACAAGGAAAGGGGAGUGGGGAGGGGAACAAGUAAGAAGGGAGGGGGCAGGAAGAAGCAAGUGUGGAGUGAGGAGGGAGUGAAGAGGGUGAUGGGGAAGAAAUCACUGAGGGGGGAUCUGAGGAAGAUGGGAAUGGUGCAGGCUGGGAGACUGAAUGACAGAGUGCUCACCCCUAGGGACCCUUCAGUGACGCCCUGAAAGCCAGAGCCCUGUGGCCUCCUGGGGGCCGACAUCCCCACUGAGCCCAGCCACAGUGCCAUUUGGUGCAUUUUGGGCUUCUUCCCUGAGCCACAGGCCUUAGAAAUCCCUACCAGCAGCAAGGGGCCCAAGACAGUACCCGCUCUGGGGUGCUAAGUUUCCCCAUGCCCCUGAGGGUGCCUGUGAGGGACAGAGAGAACCCCUGCUCUAGGCCCACGGCUCUGGGCUGUCUUGUCUGGGUUCACCGGAGCCCUUUCCGGGAGCAGCUGAGGACUCCAGAAGGUCAGCCUUGUUCUCCCAGCCCAGAGCAGAGUUCAGGCCUUGAGCUGCAGGCAGCAUUUAGUGAGAUGCUGCACUUAGAAAUGCUUAUGUUUCCUCUGUAAUAUAAGCUUUUUUAAUCUGAAUUUUUCAAGCUUUAAUGUUUAUCCUUUGUAUCAUUCAAAAAUGGUUUUUGAAUUAUACACUUGUUCUUCUAGAAAUGAAUUUGAAAUGACUUGCAA
Molecule: messenger RNA, 5426 nt
Organism: Macaca mulatta (Rhesus monkey)
Lineage: Eukaryota; Metazoa; Chordata; Mammalia; Primates; Cercopithecidae
Gene: FAM194C
Product: chromosome 2 C3orf20 homolog
Source: RefSeq, a predicted model, not a curated record